AUGACAAAUGGGAUGUCUACCAUUUCCAUGACUUUGAGCAAAGUUGCAUCUCCAGAAAGGGGGUCUCCAACUAAAGAUUCUCCAAUGAAAGGUAACAAAAAGAAAAAGAAGCAUAGUGGUGCACAUGAACGUUUUCCUUGUAAGCAUCGAGAGCAAAUGAUAUGGAGGCCAAUAUCCACUUCCAAACCUGAAGGAGCUCCUGUUGAGGAUAAUAUUUCUGGUUCGGUUUCAGCAGAGCCCAUGGAUUUAGUACAUGAAAAAAAAAUCGCACCUGCAGUACCACAGACGGUUGUUGAUCAGGGGAGCACAAUAAACUUACCAUCCAUCAACAAGACUAAUGCCCAUUCUUUCAACUUCCACAAAAAAAUGAUAGGCAGACCCAACAGGAAGUGGAAACGCUCCUCUAGUAAAUCUUCCUCAGUUGGUUUUUCAAGCUGUUGUCAUUUUUCUGUUGGUGGUAAAAGGAAGUCCCUUGAGGUGGAACGUACACAUACCCAUAUUACACAACCUUACAAAAGGAGACUCUUGAUCUCACAAAGUAGCUAA
Molecule: messenger RNA, 546 nt
Organism: Oldenlandia corymbosa var. corymbosa
Lineage: Eukaryota; Viridiplantae; Streptophyta; Magnoliopsida; Gentianales; Rubiaceae
Source: the annotation of a GenBank genome assembly